Molecule: messenger RNA, 4567 nt
Organism: Camelus dromedarius (Arabian camel)
Lineage: Eukaryota; Metazoa; Chordata; Mammalia; Artiodactyla; Camelidae
Gene: PPIG
Product: peptidylprolyl isomerase G
Exons: 14
Coding region: 341-2602 (753 amino acids)
Biological process (GO): protein peptidyl-prolyl isomerization; protein folding
Molecular function (GO): peptidyl-prolyl cis-trans isomerase activity
Source: RefSeq, a predicted model, not a curated record
GCGACGCUUUCCCUCCACGCCGGGACAGGGUGGUGGGGGGAGGGAGGCGGUUAGUGGGCUUUAGCGCCUUUUCUGGCGGCGGUAGAUUUGAAGCGCUUUAAAGGACCGGACCGCAGGAAGAGGAGGCUGUACUGGUGCAAGUAGGUGGCGCGAAGCCCGUGUUGUUUCGGUGGCGUCCUUUGCAGCAGUCCCCGGCUACGAGAGCGGGAAGGGCCCGAGGAGAGGGGCGGAGUCGGCGCGAUAGGCCCGGCCGACUUAGCCGCUUUCCCUUCGAGGAGCAAAAGGAUUGAAUCAGUUUGUCUUAUAUUUUUCUCUGUUUAAAGAUUGAAGUAUUGAAGCCAUGGGAAUAAAGGUUCAGCGUCCUCGAUGUUUUUUUGAUAUCGCCAUUAAUAAUCAACCUGCUGGAAGAGUUGUCUUCGAAUUAUUUUCUGAUGUGUGCCCCAAAACAUGCGAGAACUUUCGUUGCCUUUGUACAGGUGAAAAGGGGACAGGGAAAUCAACUCAGAAGCCAUUACAUUAUAAGAGUUGUCUCUUUCACAGAGUUGUUAAAGAUUUUAUGGUUCAAGGUGGUGACUUCAGUGAAGGAAAUGGACGAGGAGGGGAAUCUAUUUAUGGAGGAUUUUUCGAAGAUGAGAGUUUUGCUGUUAAACACAACAAAGAAUUUCUCUUGUCAAUGGCCAACAGAGGGAAAGAUACAAAUGGUUCGCAGUUCUUCAUAACAACGAAACCAACUCCUCAUUUAGAUGGGCAUCAUGUUGUUUUUGGGCAAGUGAUUUCUGGUCAAGAAGUUGUAAGAGAGAUAGAAAACCAGAAAACAGAUGCAGCUAGCAAACCAUUUGCUGAGGUGCGGAUACUCAGCUGUGGAGAGCUAAUUCCCAAAUCUAAAGCUAAGAAAGAAGAAAAGAAAAGGCAUAAAUCAUCAUCAUCAUCAUCAUCAUCGUCCAGUGACUCAGAUAGCUCAAGCGAUUCUCAGUCCUCUUCUGAUUCUUCUGAUUCUGAAAGUGCUUCUGAAGAGAAAUCCAAGAAAAGAAAAAAGAAACAUAGGAAAAAUUCCCGUAAACACAAGAAAGAAAAGAAGAAGCGAAAGAAAAGCAAGAAAAGUGCGUCUAGUGAAAGUGAGACUGAAAAUCUUGAAGCACAACCCCAGUCUACUGUCCGUCCAGAAGAGAUCCCACCUAUACCUGAAAACAGAUUCCUAAUGAGAAAAAGUCCUCCUAAAGCUGAUGAAAAAGAGAGGAAGAACAGGGAGAGAGAAAGAGAGAGAGAGUGUAAUCUACCUAACUCCCAGCCUGCUUCAUACCAGAGGCGACUUUUAGUUACUAGGUCUGGCAGGAAAAUUAAAGGAAGAGGACCAAGGCGUUAUCGAACCCCUUCUAGAUCCAGAUCAAGGGAUCGUUUCAGACGUAGUGAGACUCCUCCACAUUGGAGGCAAGAGAUGCAGAGAGCUCAAAGAAUGAGGGUAUCAAGUGGUGAAAGAUGGAUCAAAGGGGAUAAGAGUGAGUUAAAUGAAAUAAAAGAAAAUCAAAGAAGCCCAGUUAGAGUAAAAGAGAAAAAAAUAACUGAUCAUAGGCAUGUAUCUGAGAGUCCAAACAGAAAAAGUGAAAAGGAAAAGAAACUUAAAGACCAUAAAUCUAAUAGCAAAGAGAGAGACAUCAGAAGAAAUUCAGAAAAAGAUGAUAAAUAUAAUAAAAACAAGGUAAAGAAAAGGGCCAAAUCGAAAAGUAGAAGUAAGAGCAAAGAGAAAUCCAAGAGUAAAGAAAGAGAUACAAAGCAUAAUAGACAUGAAGAAAAGAGGAUGAGGUCAAGGAGUAAAGAAAGGGAUCAUGAGAAUGUUAAAGAAAAAGAAAAGUCUGAUUCUAAAGGAAAAGAUCAGGAAAGAAGUAGAAGUAAAGAGAAGUCUAAACAGUUAGAAUCAAAAAGUAAUGAGCAUGACCAUAAUAAAAGUAAGGACAAGGAUAGACGUGCACAGUCUAGGAGUAGGGAACGUGAUAUAACUAAAGGCAAACACAGUUACAACAGUAGAACAAGGGAACGAAGCAGAAGUAGGGACAGGAGCAGAAGAGUGCGGUCUAGAAGCCAUGACCGAGAUCGCAGCAGAAGCAAGGAGUAUCAUAGAUACAGAGAGCAGGAGUACAGAAGAAGAGGACGUUCACGUAGCCGAGAGAGAAGAGCGACACCAGGAAGGUCGAGAAGUAAAGACAGGAGGAGAAGGAGGAGAGAUUCACGGAGCUCAGAGAGAGAAGAGAGUCAAAGCAGAAACAAAGAAAAAUACAGAAACCAAGAAAGUAAAAGUUCACACAGAAAGGAAAAUUCUGAGAGUGAGAAGAGAAUGUCCUCUAAAAAUCGUGAUCAUAGCAGCUCACAUAACAGGGAAAAAAAGGCUGAUAGAGAUCAAAGUCCAUUCUCAAAAAUGAAACAAAGUAGUCAGGACAAUGAAUUCCAGUUCUCCACUUUGAAAAACAAAGAGGAUGAGAAGACCAGAUCCUCAGUGGAAAAAGAAAACCAAAAAUCAAAGUGUCAAGAAAAUGACCACGCACAUGAUAAAAAUAAAAAAUUUGAUCAUGAGUCAAGCCCUGGAACAGAUGAAGACAAAAGUGGAUGAGUGAGUUGUAUAAACUUCUUAUUUCCAUUCUGUCUCAAAUUUUAAGUUUUAGAGACUUGCUGAUGAUUUUCCUUUAUGUUGUUUUCCUCUUUAGAAUUUUUGGGUUAUGUUUGUCCUUUUUUUUUUUUCCAAUGUGGACUUUAUUGAGUUGAUCUUUUGAUAAUCUGCAACCUGGAUAAUUUGUACUGCUAAAGUUUUAAUAAACUUGAAAUGAGAAAAACACUUUGGUGUAAUACUGUGUGCUGUGUUUAACUAUUUCAUGUAUGCAUUUUUGUGUUGCAACAAUCAGCCAGUAGCAAACAUGCUAUCCUACACCCUGAUUUGUGUGAUCAGCCAGUUGGAAACAAGCAUAACUGAUUGUUGGAAUACAUUGUUAUAAAAGUUUGUGUUUCUCAUGAUUAAAAAGUAACUUUAGAACCCACUAGGUAGAAGAAACCCUGUAUACAUUUUUCGAUUGCAUUUAUAGAGGCUUGCAGCAGCAGCUUUUAAUUACACAGAAAUGGGAUCCUAAUAACUUACGAUCUUAAGUCAUCACUUUUGAUUUUAUAGUAAUUUUUGCUUUAAAAUAUACAUAUUUAGUUAUUUAUAUUGCACUUCAUAUGUUAUUCCUUACAGUUCUACCAUAGCUUGUUUCAUAUUAACACUUUUCCUGUCUAGUUUUGUUUUACUUACUUAACUGUCUAUAAAUAUAGUUGAGUAUUUUUUUCAGUUGAUGUACAGAUUGGGCUUGACUUGCUGUUAUACAGCAUCUGACAAGAAUUUACCUUGAAGAUCAGAUUGUAAUUCUCAAUUCUAUGUUGCUUUUCGUCUGAAAAGAUGAAACUGUUUAAAUUUUGAGGAAUGUUUUAUUAUUAUUACCCUUCUCUAAAAUGAAAAAAAUACUUUUCUUACUAAAACAUACCACUUGUGCAGGUCUUUAAGUUAGACAGAUUCUAAAAAUAGUUAGUUUUGACACAUUAACUUCUGAGAUUGCUCUUUUUUGGCCACUGACCUAUAUAGAGUUGAGUGUUAACGCUGCAUGGUUCCUUCGUGUUGUGUUUCGUUUUUAACUUGAACUGACUUCUCUCUCAUAGCUGUGAGUUUCAAAUGGGAAGAAAAUGCAUAUUUUCUAUAUAUGUAUCACAAUAAACUGUAGCAUGCUUAUGACCCUAGUUUCUUUCUAUUCAGGUGGCUGUAUACCAUUGCUGUUAUUAUUUUAUCUUGGCAUGUAUAACAUCACCACAAAGAGUAGAGUAGAAAGUUGCCAAAUUUGAUAGCUUAUAGAAGUAAACACUAAAGAUAUCCAAAGUCCAUUUAGAAUUUUGUGUUGUAUAUUGCUAUUUUAGUGAUGUGUGGCCUUUUAUUCUGUAAUUUCUCUCCUAAAUAAAAUAUUGAACAUCCAGCAAACACAAAAUCUGCCUCAUUUGAAAAGAAAUUUCAGAAUUCUAAUUAGUAGUUGCCUCUAGAGUGUUUCGUACUUUAAUAUUUAGCAAUAGAGUCUUAACUCUAUUAACAACAGUAGUUCCUUGGUAAACCAGUAGCUACUAAAUGCUAUUUGUACUGAACAAAGCAAUGCUUAUUAACUUAAUACUUCCCAUUAUUGAUUAAUACAGUAAUGAUACAUUUGGCAUUGUGGUAUCCAUUUACAUAACGAAUAGGGUAAUUAUAAGAUUGGAAUAUCUUGAAACAAAUAUCCACAAUGGAGUCUUACUAAAAUUUUUUCUUGAUGAGAAAAAUGACAUGUUUGUGAUAAUCCAGGGUAAUUGAUUUCUUAGAGACUGAUCACAGACCCACCUUAGAGAUAAUUGAGUCUUGAGUCCCCAAGCUGUAUAAGCUGUUACAUAUUUUAAAUUAGUUAUUAUAUGUCUUAAAUUCCAUAAACUGCAUUUUAAAAAUCUUUGUUAUAAACUAUUUGAGCUUCAAGAAUGGUGCUGUUUAAGAAAGGAUUUCUAGUAAGUUAUAUUUGAAAAAAAAAAAAAAAACCCA